CGACCCGGUGGGAGGCUGGAACGGGAGCUUCCGGGUGGAAACUCCAGCCAGCUGCACGCGGAAGUGGAGAAGCCGCUGCUGCUGCUCGCCGGCGGGGGCGUCCGUGCGAGGGGCGGGGGCCCGAGGCCAGUGGGUGCCCCCUCCGCGCUGCGAUGAAGGAGCCCGAUUCUGCUGGCGUCGGCUGGGGCCUGAGGCUCUCCUCUCUGCUGGGCUUCCUGUAUCGAGAGAUGCUUGCUGUGGCUCUCUAAGGUAGACUGCAACGGGCAGCAGUGCCAGGCCGCGGGAUUCGCUCUCCGUUCUCUGGCCCCACGCCGGUGCCGGUUCUGCUCGCCUUCCUCUCCCCUGGGUGUGUCCAGAGCCAGCUUAGAGAUGUGGAAGUUGCCAGUCAUCCCGCUGCUGAUCAACGUCUUCGGCUCCCUCUUGGGCUUUGUUGCAACGGUGACACUCAUCCCAGCCUUCAAGGAUCACUUCAUUGCUGCCAAGCUUUUUGGGAUUGACUUGAACAAAACCUCCAAGCAGCCCAUCCCCGAGUCCCAAGGAGUCAUUAGUGGGGCCGUCUUUCUCAUCAUCCUCUUCUGCUUCAUCCCGGUGCCCUUCCUGAGCUGCUUCGUGGAAGAGCAGUGUAAAGCAUUCCCUCAUCAUGAGUUUGUGGCGUUGAUUGGCUCCCUCCUGGCCAUCUGCUGCAUGAUCUUCCUGGGCUUCGCAGAUGACGUCCUCAACCUGCGCUGGCGCCACAAGCUGCUGCUGCCCACCAUGGCUUCCUUGCCCCUCCUCAUGGUCUACUUCACCAACUUUGGGAACACGACCAUCGUGGUCCCCAAGCCCUUCCGGCUGCUGCUCGGCAUGCACUUAGACCUGGGCAUCUUGUAUUAUGUGUACAUGGGCAUGUUGGCUGUUUUCUGCACCAAUGCAAUCAACAUUCUUGCGGGGAUCAAUGGUCUGGAGGCUGGGCAGUCGCUGGUGAUCGCUGCUUCAAUUGUCACUUUCAACGUCAUAGAGUUAAACGGGGAUUACAGAGAUGACCACAUCUUCUCUCUCUACUUCAUGAUUCCCUUUUUCUUCACCACGUUGGGGCUGCUGUAUCACAACUGGUAUCCUUCCCGUGUGUUCGUGGGCGACACGUUCUGCUAUUUUGCCGGCAUGACCUUCGCUGUGGUCGGGAUCCUGGGGCACUUCAGCAAAACCAUGCUGCUCUUCUUCAUCCCACAAGUUCUCAACUUCCUGUAUUCGUUGCCUCAGCUCUUCCACAUCAUCCCCUGCCCACGCCAUCGGCUGCCCAGAUUCAACCCUGAGACAGGAAAGCUAGAAAUGAGCUAUUCAAGAUUCAAGCUCAAAAGCCUCUCUCCCUUGGGGGCACAUAUCCUCAAGAUAUCUGAGAAGCUCCACAUAAUGGAUGUACGUCAAGGAGCUGACAAGGACGGAGAAUACAUAGAAUGUAACAACAUGACGCUGAUUAACUUUGUGAUAAAGCUGAGAGGACCAACUGCUGAGAGGACCCUCACCAUUCUGCUGCUGAUGAUGCAGAUUGCGGGGAGCAUCAUUGCCUUCUCGGUCCGGUACCAGCUUGUGCGGCUGUUCUAUGAUGUCUGAGCUUUCCCUUCUGCUGCUGGCACCAGACCCACCACCUCUUCUGGCUUGCCCCGCAUGUGGCUCAGAGCUGCCCUUGGCCUCUGCCACUCAGUCUCCAUCCCAAGGUGCAGGAAGGCAUUUGAAAAGGCCUCUCAUGCCAGCCGCUCUUUCUCUGGAUGUGUUUGGGAUCUUGGUUGGAGACAGGCUGCUGCUGCCGCUGCCGGUGCAGGAGUUUGCACUAUGUGUUUUAAGUAGCUUAUUAAUGCACUGGCAGAUCAGGAAGUGUCAAAAGACUGCUGGGGUUGGGGGUGGGUGGGAAGGGCACUGGCUUCUGCGUACAUCUCUCCUAUGGAGCAUAUCUGACCUGAAGGAGGACUCUAGAACGGAGCUGUCCAUGCUGAAACUAGUCCCGCAUCACCACCUCCCCUGUUUACUCCUGCUAGGAAAAUGGACCCGGCCUUGUAUUCUAGGCCUGUAGUUUCCUGCACUCGGUCAAGGACCACUGUGAAGACUGCUGGGCUUCUCCCUCAGGGUUACCGUGGCCAGCACUAAUGCCUUCAGCAAAGGGAUCAGACACCAAAAUCCAAGGGAACCAUCACAUGUAUGGUGUACUCUGCUUGGCAUGGGAGGUCAUGAGCCUGGUCAGUCUUGUUCCCCUCCUUCAGGAAUGGCUUGACCUAACAAUUGGGGGAAGCACCAAAGGAGGCACAGCUGCCUCUCCUUCCCGCAACUAGGUUGCUCCUCUCCUCUUCUGCCCUGUGGUGCUUGUAGACUGGCUAUUUGUCAGGUAGAGCUGUAUUGCUCUACCUGACAAAUGGCUAGCCUGCAGGCAGUGGGGGGUGGGAGAGAGAAGCAAUCAAGCGGGCGGGAAGGGGAGACAGCUAUCUCCCCUUUAGCACCUAUGUGUGCUGGCUUGUUAGGAUCGUCUGCUCCUGCUCACAGCUGUUAUGUCAGUUCAUGUCUCUUUUUUUGUCUUGUGGUGGGUGAUGCAGUCUAGAAGCAGCAGCAGGUGAUUGUUAAGACUGGAUGUGGGAGACAGAAGCCCAAAACAUAUUUCCUACAAAGCAAGUCUUAUUAAAGGUGGUAGGGUUGUAAGCCAGUAUAUGAUCCUGCUGUUGGCCUCUUCAGGCCUGCCGUGCCAAACCACUUCUGUACUACUAUCUAGCUCUCUGCCGCAGCCCCAAGGAAGAUUGUCUUGCCUUGUGUUUUUCUGUUACCACUGUCUUGGGCUUGCACUGUCACUCUCUGCCCUGGCCUGAGAUCCAUAAAGAGAAGACUGACAGACUACAAGCGGGCACUGCAUUCUGAGGACUGAAGCCUGCUCGGGGAGAGCUUAAGUCAUCCCUGUGGGGCAUGGGGCUGGACAGUUGGGGAGCAGGGAGGUGAAAUAGUUGGCAAUCUGUCAGGGCUGUCGGCCAGUGGCCCUGCAAUAAAGCUGUGACAGAAUAGGUGUGAAAGGUGUGUGUGUUGGUGAAGGAUGCUCAUCAAAUGGGUGAGAAGGGGUUGGGGUGGGAUAAGACAGGUGAUUUGUAACACUUUUUAGCCAAGCACCUUCUGGAAGUGGAAGCCUCAACUCCCCCUUGGAGCAAGGCCUGUGAAAACUCAUUAGCUGUUCUGGUCUCUGUUGCUAAUCCUGCACUGCUGCCUUUCAGCAACUGGCCUUUUCCCAUUUUGGUGCUCACAGAGGGGGGCAGGUGUGUGAAUACUACAGUAUCUGCCAUAGUUACCUGUUUGCAGGCUCUGACUGGCCCACUGGGCAUAUUCCCAGUGUGCCCAACUCCUACCCUUAAUUACUUAUUUUGUGCGAAACCUGCCGCCCUCCCCCCUCAGUGCCCCUAGUCCGGCCCUGCCUGUUCGGGAAGGUAACCACCCCUACCUUGUUUCCCUAGACCUUUAUGCAGGUGGAGGCUCUUUUCUCAGGCAUAUUUUGGAUUCCCUCUUCACUCUCCCGCUGGGUGUUAAGCAGUAAUAAAAGGCAUUUCCUUCAACUAGUCACUCACAAUUUGGGGAGGAGCGGUGGGGGCCUUCUUCCGUCUCCUCACGCCUCUUCCGCUGACGCAACGGAACUCCGCUGCUUGCAUACGCUCGCGAGCUUUUCCUCUUCCCUUUUCGAAUUUGGCGCGCUGCUUCCCCACUGGCUGCGGGUGUCGGCCAAUGGUCGGGAGAAUCGUAGACUCGUACCCAAUCAGCGCGCUCAUGUGGGCAGCGGAGGGACCAAUAAGGAGAAAGCGCGGCGCCUACAAAUAUCGGCGAAGCGCGGGUUUCUGCUCCAUUCCGCUCUCCCUGCUCCCAUUCAUCCUUUCGGCUGUCGAGGGCUCGCCAUGUCGGGGCGCGGAAAGGUUGGCGGCGGCAAAGCGCGGGCCAAGGGCAAGUCGCGCUCCUCACGGGCCGGGCUGCAGUUCCCGGUGGGGCGCGUGCACCGGCUGCUGCGGCGAGGACACUAAGCGGAGCGGGUCGGGGCCGGCGCGCCCGUCUACCUGGCAGCGGUGCUGGAGUACCUGACGGCCGAGAUCCUGGAGCUGGCGGGCAACGCAGCGCGGGACAACCGCAAGACGCGCAUCGUGCCCCGCCACGUCCAGCUGGCUGUGCGCAACGACGAGGAGCUCAGCCGCCUGCUGGGCCGCGUCACCAUCGCCCAGGGCGGCGUCCUGCCCAACAUCCCGGCCGCCCUCUUGCCGCGCAAGGCCGGCGCAGCCUCCGGAGCAGCCGCGCAGCCGGCCAAGAAGAAGAAGCAGACGGCGGUCCAGGCCUCGCAGGAGUACUAGAUGCCGCCGACGGCAGGAGGAGAGCGGCUCGUCGCCCUGCUGGGAUCCAGGCGCGGCGCGCCCCCAGCCGGAGAGCGGGACUCGAUGGACGCAGAGGCUCCAGGCCUUUCUCCCUUGCUCGGCGGCGGGGCGGCUGCUUUGCCCCGGGGCUGCCUCUUCGGGGCCUCGUUUGCGUCCAGGUGGCUCAUUAAAGGGGCUUUGUUUGA
Hemicordylus capensis (graceful crag lizard) is the source of this 4540-nucleotide messenger RNA. RefSeq names its product dolichyl-phosphate N-acetylglucosaminephosphotransferase 1 (gene DPAGT1). Lineage: Eukaryota; Metazoa; Chordata; Lepidosauria; Squamata; Cordylidae. Gene Ontology annotation, biological process: dolichol-linked oligosaccharide biosynthetic process; protein N-linked glycosylation. Gene Ontology annotation, cellular component: membrane. The record is from RefSeq and is a predicted model, not a curated record. The transcript has 10 exons. Gene Ontology annotation, molecular function: UDP-N-acetylglucosamine-dolichyl-phosphate N-acetylglucosaminephosphotransferase activity. The coding region runs from base 370 to 1590 and encodes 406 amino acids.